CAUAAAAAUAUUGUCAUAUGUGUAAUGUUUGAUUACACAAUGAAAAAAGGGGAAAUGUUUGACAAACAAACAACAACAAGUGGACCAGUACUGGACUACUAUACCACACUUGGGUGCACGUUGGACCUAAAAACACUAUGUUGGUCAAAAACAGCUACAAGAUGGCAUUAAAAAGUUAUAAAUGCCAAUUCAGAAAUAUAAAUACUGAAUUCAGAUGUUGACUGACGAUAUUAUUGGACUGAUUGGUAAUGACAACAGUAUCAAUUUGAUUAGAAUGAAUGGAAAUCAGAUAGAAAGACGUCUCGACUCGUGGUCGCCUAUGUAUUUGUGACCCUACAUUACCCUCUGCUGGACACUGCGGCCAUGCACAACCCACUGCUCUCACCUAACCGGAAAUAUGGUGCAGGCUCACUUCCUGUUUCACACUGAGGACGAAUAUCAGGAUGUGAGCAGCGAGAAUAUAGCCACAGUGUGAAUAAUAAUCUGCUGUUCAUUCAGUUAUAUAUAUAUAUAUACAUUAAUUAUGAAUAAAAUGAAAGACGUCUGACUGAAUGAAAGAGCGGUGGUGACGUCACUCCGUCCUACGACUCUUCACUGCAGGUGCAGCCAUGCCCUCCUCUCUGUUGUGGGCUGUGGACGUACAUGGGCGGGUCUACAGCCUGUCCACGGUGGGCCAGCAGUGGGAGCUGUGCCGUGAUGCCCACUUGGAGUUUAAGAGAGUGACAGCGGCCCAGCAGUGCUGCUGGGGCAUCGGUUGUGACAACAGCAUCUACCUGAACGUCCACGCCUCAGACGUGCCCGUUCGUUAUAAGGAGGAGAGCUACGAGAACCAGCGCUGGAAUCCUGUUGACGGUUUCUCGGAGCGUUUGCUUCCGAGCGACCGUUGGCAGUGGAGCGAUGUCACAGGUCUGCAGCAUCAGCCUCUGGAUGGUUUCCAGCUUCCCUCCAGCAGCUGGGAGUGGGAGGGAGACUGGUACGUGGACGAGAACUUUGAGGGAGAACCUACAGAGAAAGGGGGAUGGACCUACGCCGUGGACUUCCCAGCCACCUACACCAAAGACAAGAAGUGGAACUCCUGUGUACGUCGAAGGCGCUGGCUGAGAUACAGGAGAUACCAGGCCAUGGACUCCUGGGCCAAAAUCCCCUCCCAGCAGACCACUCUACCUGAUCCGUUCAGCGACAUCAGCUGUGGAGGCUGGGAGGUCAGCGAGGAGCCCAGAGGUCGUCUGUCUCUGUGGGCUGUGUCUCUGCAGGGGAAGGUCUGGUACAGAGAAGGAAUCCAGCACCACAGUCCUGAAGGCUCGGUGUGGGAGGAGGUUCCUCUGCCUGGUGAAGUGGUCCAGAUCAGCUGUGGGCCCGGGGACCUGCUGUGGGCCGUGCUGUGGGAGGGGCAGCUGAUCGUCAGGGAGGGGAUUGGUCGAGACUGUCCUAAAGGAACGUCGUGGACUGUGGUGGAUUCUCCAAGUCCUGAUGUCGGGGCCAUACACGUGAGUGUGGGAGUUAAUGUGGUCUGGGCCGUGACCAAAGACAACAAGGUUUGGUUCAGACGUGGUGUGAACUCCCACAAUCCCUGUGGUUCUGGUUGGAUCAGCAUGGUUGGAGAGAUGAUCAUGGUCAAUGUGGGACUCAAUGAUCAGGUGUGGGGUAUCAGCUGUGAGGACAGAGCUGUGUCCUUCAGACAGGGAGUGACGUCCAGUGAACUGAGUGGAAAAACCUGGAAGAUCAUCAGCCUUCCCAGAGAUGGAGAGCGAUCUCACUCCAGUGCCAGCAGUCAUCAGAGCGCUGGUUGUUUCUUCAGUGGUGAAGCUCGUGGUCAGUCUGUGGUCAGUGAUGUGGAAUCAGACACAGAGAAAGGAGCCACAUCUGAUAACCCAGAACCCUUUUCUGCUUCUGUGGACCAGACAUUUGACCCCCCUAAAUCCCGCAUUCCUAAAGUCACCAGCGACAGCUUCAUCUCCGAGCUGGUCUCUGAUCGAGAGCCGUCAAAGAACAUCAGAGAUGUGACACCUGCAGUCCUGGAGGAGGAGGAGUUCACGGCUCCCUCUGCUGGUGGUGCCACUCCGUCUCCUUUAGACCCUCAGUGGAGUAACGUGGACCUGGAGGAGGCGCAGGUCCAGCAGCCUCAGCCGGGACCAGCACUGGAGUCUUCUGAUACCUGCAGUCUGUCUUCAGUGGCUACGUACACACUGGCUCUGGAGGACUCCUAUGUUGCAGAUGAGCGCCCCCUGUGGGCAUGGAUGAGCGGGGGAGGCUGUAAUGUGGACAGUCACUCCCAAAUCAGCUGGUUUAACUGCUCCAUCAACACAUCCACUUUGGUACAGUCAGUCCAGUCCAUGACUCUGUCUGUGACCCCGGCACAGACGGCAGCCUGGAGGAGACAAAUCCUGGAGCAGCUGGGUGAGCGGUCCAAGAGGGAGAUGGACAAUUUUAAACACUAUGAACAGGCCGUAGAACAGUCAGUGUGGGUAAAGAAAGGGUCCAUGCAGUGGUGGAGAGACUGGAAACCAAACAAAUGGGUGGACGUUCAGUUUGCUUUGGAGCAGUUCUCAGGACCAGAGGGUCACAAGGACGGAAUCCUCUUUGUUUAUUACAACUUCUACGAGGAGAAGAAGUACCUUCAUGCCUUCAUCAACGAAAUCACCAUCCUGGUUCCUGUGCUGAACGAAGCCAAACACACGUUUGCCAUCUACACUCCUCAGAGAACUCAGCAGAGGUGGCCAAUCAGAUUAGCAGCAGCCACGGAGCUGGAAAUGCACGACUGGCUGGCCUUGCUCAGUGUGUCCUGCUGCGACUCCAGGGGAAUCCAGGGACCUCCCUCCAAACAGGCCAUCUGGUCCAUCACCUGUAAAGGAGACAUCUUUGUCAGUGAACCCUCUCCUGCUCUGGAGGCCACACCUUACCCGACACCAUGUGACCAGAUGUACUGGCGACAGGUUGGAGGUCACCUCCGACUGGUGGAGUGUAACAACACCGGAGUCGUGUGGGGAAUCGGCUACGACCACACAGCCUGGGUCUACACCGGAGGCUAUGGAGGAGGUUUCUUCCAGGGUCUGUCCAGCAGCACCGACAACAUUUACACCCAGACUGACGUCAAGAACGUCUAUAUCUACGAGAACCAGAGGUGGAACCCAGUCACUGGAUACACCAGCAGAGGUUUGCCUACAGAUCGCUACAUGUGGAGCGACGCUUCAGGUUUACACGAGCGGACAAAGACCAGCACCAAACCGCCCUCUCCCCAGUGGACAUGGGUGUCUGACUGGGCCGUGGACUACGGUGUCUCUGAAGGGACAGACAGAGAGGGUUGGCAGUACGCAGCUGACUUUCCAGCGUCGUAUCAUGGCUAUAAAACCAUGAAGGACUUUGUCCGUCGCCGACGUUGGGUCAGGAAGUGUAAGCUGACCACCACAGGACCAUGGCAGGAAGUCCCGCCCAUUGCUUUGAGUGAUGUGACAAUCUUGUCAUGUUCCGCCGAAGGCAGUGUGGACGUGGUUCCUCUGUGGGCCAUCAGUAACAAGGGUGACGUACUGUGUCGACUGGGCGUCACUGCACUGACUCCUGCUGGAACCUCCUGGCUCCACGUAGGAACUGACCAGGCUUUCAAGUCCAUCUCCAUCGGUUCUACCAGUCAAGUGUGGGCCAUCGCCAAGGAUGGUUCUGCCUUUUACAGAGGUUCUGUAUCGGCCCAAAGACCUGCAGGAGACUGUUGGUACCACAUCCCAUCUCCAGCCAAACAGAAGCUGAAGCAGGUUUCCGUUGGAUUGACCUCAGUCUACGCUGUAGAUGAGAACGAAAACCUGUGGUACAGACAGAGAGUGACUCCUAGCUACCCCCAGGGCUCCUCCUGGGAGCACAUCUCCAAUAAUGUCCGGAAGGUUUCAGUGGGACCUCUGGACCAGGUGUGGAUCAUAGCAGACAAGGUUCAGGGCAGCCAAGGUCUGAGCCGUGGGACAGUGUGUCAUCGACUCGGUGUCCAGACAGUGACACCUAAAGGACAGUCAUGGGACUACGGCAUCGGGGGAGGCUGGGAUCACAUCACAGUGAGAGGAAACUCCAUGGAGCCAACUCGACUUCCUUCCCUAACAAGCACUCCUAUCCCUGCUCUUUGGAGCCCCCUGCUGGACAUAAACGCAGAGGCCAACAGCAGUGCCACGUGACGUUGAACUUCACACACAAAGAUAUUGUCUAUAGAACCACUAUAACAAAAUAAGGUCACAGUAGCAGCAGUGACGUCAUUAAUACAUUUUUAGGUCAGAAAACCUGGGACAUUUCUGUGAACAUCAUUCCAUGACAUUUCCUUCGUCUCAGACUCUGAUCACUGCUGUUUUCUAGAGGUAUUUUUCUUCAUUUGUUUACAUUUGUCAGAACUCUGGUUGCUUAAAACUGCGACACUCAUUCACUUUGGCAGACUGCCUUGUAGUCAUUGUAAAUGACUACAAGGACCAGCACUGUAGCCCCCCCUGGUACAAAAACUGCCAUGGUGUCAUAUCUGUCACAACACAGAAAGAGCCAGUGAUGUCAUACGACCGAUCAUUGUCCACUUUUACAUCUAGGUGUAGCUGGAACCUGAGCUCCAGAAACUGCAGCCAACACUUGGGUUCAAUGGGAUCUAACCCAAUAUUUGCAGAAGUCAAACUUGAAUAUAUUUAAAUUGUUUAGGUGAGGAAACCACUGUGUGUCAUGGCAGCUUGAAGAAAGAAAGGUUUUCUGUUAGGCUCUGCGGUAGUCCUGUCUUCAGUCUCGUGGCUGCUCCAUCAGCAGACCUCUAUCUGCUACAGUCGCUUCCUGUACCUGUCGUGCUGCUGCUUGGCUCAUUUGGUUUGCUUUUUUCCUUUUUUUAGAGAACUUAAUAUACCUUUAGAUGAUAAUAUUGUUGCUUUAAUGGUAUAGGUGCAAUCUUAUUGGUGUAAAUGAGGCCUGCAGUGUUUGUGUGGUGGAGGUUUAUGGUUCAAACGUCCUCCUGAAAACCCAAACUAAACCUUCCUCUUUCUCAGGAGUUUCCAUCAUGGUGUUGUUGUCCAGUGUUUGUCGUCCAAUAACUGAGCAGUGUGAAAAAGAAAAACAAGAAUAAACACUGGCUCUGUGGUGAAUCU
Cynoglossus semilaevis (tongue sole) is the source of this 5090-nucleotide messenger RNA. RefSeq names its product tectonin beta-propeller repeat containing 1a (gene tecpr1a). The record is from RefSeq and is a predicted model, not a curated record. The coding region runs from base 609 to 4154 and encodes 1181 amino acids. The transcript has 24 exons. NCBI's taxonomy places the organism in Eukaryota, Metazoa, Chordata, Actinopteri, Pleuronectiformes, Cynoglossidae. Gene Ontology annotation, cellular component: membrane.